Messenger RNA from Salvia miltiorrhiza (redroot sage), 3062 nucleotides. RefSeq names its product putative late blight resistance protein homolog R1A-10. Gene Ontology annotation, molecular function: ADP binding. Gene Ontology annotation, biological process: defense response to other organism. The transcript has a single exon. Lineage: Eukaryota; Viridiplantae; Streptophyta; Magnoliopsida; Lamiales; Lamiaceae. The coding region runs from base 180 to 2759 and encodes 859 amino acids. The record is from RefSeq and is a predicted model, not a curated record.
UAUACGUUGUUAAUAUUGAGAGAGAUAGAUGCUUAUCUUAAAAGUUUCAGCAGGACUUUCACUUUUGACUACGUAAAUAAAAAAGAAAAAACAUUUUUUCCUACUUCUCCGAGUCAGUAAGGGUCGAUCCAUCACAACCCGUUGACGCAGAACUCUCUCUCUCUACUUUCUGAUCGGAGAUGGCAGCUUAUUCCGCCGUAGUUUCCUUAGAGCAGCAGCUGAAGCUGCUCCUCGACUCCGACCAAUUUCCUCUCCAGGAUCAAAGGCCGCAGCUCCAGUCCUUCCACCAAACCAUCUCCUCCUUGCAAAAAUCCGUCGAAACAAUAUUCCCCACGCCCAAACACGACCGAGAAACCGCUGGCAUCCUCGAAACCCUCAUCCGAGACUCAAUCUACCAAGCUCAAGACGCCAUCGAAUCCUUCCUCUCCGCCAAAUCCCCAUCCUUCUCCUUCCCCCAAAUAACACAGCAUAUCGACCCCAUCGCAUCUCGAGCCCAGACGCUCGCCGAUUCAAUCAGGAAAGUGAAACUAUCCUUGCUCGACGGCGCCGAGGAAAUCCCGCCGCCGCCCAGAUCCGGCGUCGUCAGCCGCACUUUUCGCAUCGUGGGGCAGGAGACAGACAAGAAGCUCCUCUCCGACGCGCUCACCAGCGAAGAAGGCAAACUCCAAAUCCUCCCGGUCACCGGAAUGGCCGGCAUCGGUAAGACUACUCUAGCUCGAAGCACUUACGACGAUCCCAAGAUUAAGAAAAGCUUCCCCUUUCGCGCGUGGGUUACUGUAUCCCAAGACUAUCACGUUGGAGAUAUUUUAGCUAGAUUGCUCAAUUCAAUGGAGAGUAGGGGCCAGAAAGCAGGAGAGAGAGUGUACGAAGGCAACGAUGAUCAGCUCAAAAUUCAAAUGCAUCAAAGCCUGUACAAUAACAAAUAUCUUGUGGUCAUUGAUGAUAUGUGGGAUACUGAUACUUGGGAUAAAGUGAGGAAUGUGUUACCGGAUAACAAAAACGGUAGUAGAAUUAUUCUCACUACCAGAAUUCUAAGCGUUGCUAAAACUGUCAAAUCUUCUGAAUUUUGUCACGAGAUGCAGCCUCUCGAUGAAGAAAACAGCUGGAUUCUGCUAUGCGACAAGGCGUUUGAAGGGAAGCCGUGCCCUCCUCAUUUAGAGAAGACCGGAAGGGAGAUCGCAAAGAAUUGUGGCGGUCUCCCUCUCUCUCUAACCGUCAUCGGAGGUCUUCUUUCUCAAGAGAGGCAGACGGAGGAGUACUGGCAGACGAUUGAGGAGGACACGAACGCUGCAGCUGGAAAAGGCGAGGAGGCCUACUCGGAAAUACUAUCUUUGAGCUACAACCACUUGCCCGCUAAACUCAAGGGUUGCUUCCUUUAUCUGGGAGCAUUUCCUGAAGAUAGUGAUAUUCCACUCUCGAAACUAGCUAGACUGUGGGUUGCAGAGGGAUUUCUAGUCAUAACUCCGCGGCAGGGGAGGCUGGAGAAGGUCGCGGAGGAGCACUUGCUGGAUCUCACACAGAGGAAUCUCAUCACAGUGCGUAAGAUUAGUUCGGAUGGGACGAUCAAAACCUGUGGAUUGCACGACAGUCUGCGCGAUCUAGCUGUGCAGGAAUCGGGGAGGGAGAAGUUCUUUCACUCUAUAAGGAGGUAUGCGAAUGCUCAGGGAUUAGAGCAAGCUGCAAAGGCUCAGAGGCGCGUGUCUGUUCAUAAAAACAUCCUCAUUUGCUUGAAGGAUGUUUAUCGUGCCACGAAAUCGAUUUCAGAUGCAAGAACUCUGAUCUAUGCUGGCUCUCAUCAUCAUCAUCCAAUGCCCUUGUUUCUAACUUAUGAUCUGCUUAGGGUGUUGGAUGCCUAUACAGUUUACUUCAUCCGAUUCCCGCAGGAAUUGGCUCAUUUGAUUCAUUUGAGGUACCUGUCUUUGACAUAUAAUGGGAAGCUUGCAUCAUCAUUGUCCAAGCUCCAAAACCUUCAGGUCUUGAUUGUUCGUAGACAGCCAAGAAUCAUAUUCGUGGGGAAAUCGUUUUUGCCUGAUGAAUUCUGGGGUAUGCAGCAGUUAAGGCAUCUUGUAAUGACGGAAACGAAUUUGCCCAAAAUCCCUGAGAAUCUUCCCCUCUUUGCCAACCUUCAAUCGCUUACAGAUAUCAAUGCUGCUUCUUGCACCAGAGAGGUUCUUAAAAGCAUGCCUAAUUUGAAAAAAUUAGGUAUGUGGGUCGAAAAACCGGGUGUUGUAGGCCUUUAUCUGGACGAGCUGGAGGAGCUCGAAGUAUUCAAGUUCACUGUCUUGAAUCCCAGCCCCAGCAAACAGGUUGAAUUCGAUUCUGAUUUUUUCUUGCCAGAGACAUUGAGGAAGCUGAGUUUAAGUGGUUGCGGACUUCCUUGGGAAGCAAUGGGAGUUAUUGUGGAGCUGCCAAAUCUCGAAGUCUUGAAACUGCGAGAGCUCGCCUUCAAUGGCGAGGAAUGGUGCAUGGAGGACUGUGUGUUUGAGAAGCUCAAGUUCUUGAUGAUUGAAUACCUGAAUUUGAAGAGCUGGAUUGUUAAUGACUCCCACUUUCCUUGCCUAGAACAGCUGUAUAUGAGGCAUUGCUAUAAUUUGGAGGGAAUCCCUUUGGAGCUUGGAUAUAUAGGAGGCCUUAAGGUGAUGGAAUUGGUUGACUGCAGCCCUAAAGCAGUGGAAUCAGCAGAGGAAAUCAAGCAAGAACAGGAGGACUUCGACAAGGAGGGCUUUGAAGUUCGAAUCUAUUGUUCUUAUGAAAUAUGAAUACAUAUUACACUCUUCCUCCUCAGGUAUGCGUGUGCUGUUUUCGUGAUCUUAUCAAAUGUUCCAACUAUGUUCGAGUGAUGCUACUUUAUAUAUAUGCUUAUCGAACUCAGCUCAAAUAAGCGUGUAAUCUAGUUUACUUUGAUUUUGUCUAUCUACUUACAUUUCUGUCUUGUUUUACGGAAUGCCGAGAAACGAAGUGCGCAAUGAAUACUUAGCAUCCUUUCUUUUGUUUUGAUUUUGAAGCUGCGACUGAACAUUUUGAUUUCAUGGUUAUUUAAUUUUAAUUUGGUUUUGCCUUUA